CCCAGUCACAAGACCACAGAGCAGAUCACUCUGGCUCGCUCCCCCCAGCAUGUUUCAGAAAUGUGGUAGGUUGUUCUACAGGCACGAUGGCUGCAACGAACUCCGAACUUCUCUGGGAAUCUGGACUUGUGAUAUCCUUCGAAUUACGGAGCAGUUAAUGAUUUGGCAAUAACUACUGUAUUAAACUAAAUAAAGAAUAAGUAUCGUCUGGGCUGUCGCAUCAGCUGGCGCGCUGGUUUGUUUUGUUUCUGCGUGGCGAAUGUUAACGUUAGCUAGCUAACUAAGCAGUACAGUAUCAAGCUAGCGAGUCAAGAUUGUGACAUUGGAGCUAAUAUAGCUAGCUAACACCUAGGUUGUUCUAGCUUGGUACUCAGUAUAGUGGGAGCUGGUGUGUAGGUGAUGUUCUCCGUACUUUCAUACGGUAGACUGGUUGCCAGAGCAGUAAUUGGCGGACUCUCUCAAACGGAUAGCCGCGACUACAGCCUGGUAACAGCAAGCUGCGGGUUUGGGAAGGAUUUUCGGAAGGGUAUCUUGAAGAAAGGGAUGUGCUACGGCGACGACGCAUGCUUCAUUGCACGACAUAAAUCUGCCGAUGUUUUGGGUGUGGCAGAUGGAGUGGGUGGUUGGAGAGACUACGGUGUGGACCCAUCACAGUUUUCAGGGACCCUUAUGAAGACCUGUGAGCGGCUGGUAAAGGAGGGACGCUUCGUUCCAAGCAACCCUGUGGGCGUCCUCACAAGCAGCUACUAUGAGCUCCUACAGAACAAAGUGCCUCUGCUGGGCAGCAGCACGGCCUGUAUCGUGGUGCUGGACCGGCAGAGCCAUCGGCUGCACACUGCUAACUUGGGAGACUCUGGCUUCCUGGUGGUGAGGGAAGGAGAAGUGGUGCACCGCUCUGACGAACAGCAGCACUACUUCAACACCCCCUUCCAGCUCUCUAUCGCCCCACCCGAGGCAGAGGGGGCCGUCCUCAGUGACAGUCCCGAUGCUGCAGACCGCUCCUCCUUCGAUGUCGAGUUGGGGGACAUAAUUCUCACAGCCACAGACGGCCUCUUCGACAACAUGCCCGACUACAUGAUCCUACAGGAGUUGAAAAAACUCAAGAACACCAACUAUGAGAGUAUCCAGCAGACAGCCAGGAGCAUUGCAGAGCAGGCCCAUGUUCUGGCAUACGACCCCAACUAUAUGUCGCCUUUUGCCCAGUUUGCCUGUGACAAUGGACUGAAUGUAAGAGGAGGAAAGCCAGAUGACAUCACCGUGUUGCUGUCAAUAGUGGCAGAGUACACAGACUAGAGACUGUAUUGAGGCUAGGAGGGGAAUUAGGAGAGUUUCCUCUUGCCAUCUGUCUCUUGAAGAUGUCAGACUGCUUUGAUUCCUGCUGGUGGGGAUUAGGGACUAGUGUUGGUGGCUGACUGAGCCCACCUUUGGCCCCCUGAGAUAAUCAGUCCUAUUUCUCAGAUGGAACACUGACAAUACAUGCAGUUCUGACAUGUCUCUGUUUAGAAUACUUGCUGCAAAGGAUCUAUCUGGGAAAUGUCCCAGUUGUCAUUGACAUAAUCCCCGUUCAGUGGGAUGAAGGACAUCAGCAUGUUGGAGAUGAGGCUCUGGCUCUCACAUUCUUUUUGGACUUGGAGCAAAACUCAGGAUGGAGAGAGAAAGGUGGUCAGUAUUAGCCAGUCAAAAGCGUCAGAAUUGAAACUCUGUGAAUCAUGCCAAUGAGGGUUAAUCACAGGAACCGAGCUGAUUCCAGACGGGAAGUAGCAUCAUACCAUCAAGUCGAAAUGAUAGGGCCAUGAAAACGCCACUUUUACAGUGACUCACAUUACACACAAAAACAAACAAUUAAAAGACGUUGAAGGGCAAAACAAAUAUGCGGGUAUAAGGGCAUGCAUCAUUGUGAUAUUAAAGGAUGUUAGAAUGUUUUGGUAGAUCUGUGGGAAAGGGAUUACGUGGUAUUUUAAGUUAUUUGACUGAUCUAAGGGGUUGUAUGAAGACUAGGUGCAGUUGACACAUACUUUGCCAUAUCAGUACAAUUUGGGUCAAACACAGACCAAGUGAAUCAUUUCUAAGGAUGUGAAAUGUUAAAAUAACUUCUUUUUUUUAAAUGGCUUGAUGUUUCUGUCAAACCUGUUCUCUGACCCCUGCUGCGAUGCAAAGAGUGAGUGUGACUGCAAGUGAUGUUGAAGGUUGUUAUGUGUGAGAGUGUAACCUGGAGGCUGUCGCGUGUCAGAUGUUCAUAUUGUAUACAUACGGAAUGGAUGGGUUUUAUGUAGGCUACACCGCUUUUUUUUAUAUCUACUGGGAUGCAAUGGUAACAACCAUUUACGCACAAGGUUAAAGAAAGUAUAUCUAAAAGUUCACAGUGGACGUUGGUCAAGUGACCAAGCAGAUAUUAUUUUAUUUCUGCUUUGGUUUGAUGGGGUGGGAAUCUGGACUGUUUCAGUUUAGCUUCAGGGAAAAUUGUUCACAAUCAGAAUUUCUCCGUUGUCCUCGCUGUAAAGCUCCAAUGGCACAUUUGAUGAAGUCUUAUGAAUCAGGUCACUAGUGUUUUUAUUUAAUUUAACCGAUUUUCUUUUUUGCUGCAGUCAAAAAUGUGCACUUUGCAUUUACAACAUAACUCUUGUGCAGAAACAUUUUAAGAGUGACAUUUCCUUUGUAAAGGAAAAUUCCACCACAACUAUCUUUUGGUUAUUUGUUUCAUUAGUCAAUUGGUUCAAUAGUCCUGAAAUGUAUUGCUUGUCAGCAAUCAAGUUUUAAGAUAAUUAGCUGAAAAAAAAAAAAACAUCACCACAUGAUGCAAAAUGCAUCAUACAAGGAUGAUUUUUGUAUUUUCAAAACUAUAUUGCUGACAAGAAACAUUUUGGGACUAUGAAACAAAUACCAAAAUAUUGUUUUUGGGUGAGGUUUCCUUUAACAUGUACUAUGUACAUGUUGAUUUAUGGAGCUGAUGUGCCUUGUAUCGGAUGUUAUUGAUAGUGGCAAAAUUGUGUAUCAUAUUGUUCCCUAAACCCCACACUGUGUCAGCUAUGGAGACCGAGUAGAAAUGGACAAGUAGCCAUAUGAUUCACACUUACUUUUCCCAUUGUGCCCUGCUGUCUUAAUGCUUAAUCUGCGCCAUCUGAUGGGAGACCUCUCGUUCCCUUUCAAUGUGUUCAAUGCCUCUCACCAUGGGACACAUUCAAAUUUGAAUGGUCAAGCUAUUUAUUUUUAAAGGGGGGGAGCAUGACAAAUUAUCUUAGAAUCCUUACAGGCCCAAUACAGCUGUUUUAUAUCAAUAUCAAAUUACUUCGACACAAUUAAGUACAUCAUUACUGUAAUAGAUUUCCAUAAAAAUGUGAAAAAAAUAACAUUUUAGAAGUUUGGAACCCGCACCUCUGAUUCACAGGGGUUGGAUUAAAUACCACAUUUCACUUGUACAAGCUUUUCCCUUUUCUUUGUUAUUAGUCUAUUAACCAAUUAACCGCAUGGUGAUUUUACCAUGGAAAGCCCAAACUCCUGCACAUGCAACAUUGCUGAUUAUAAGGUCCUGUGCAGAUAGGAAAUAACAAAUCUCACUUUUGCAGAGUUUCAUCAGCUAUGAUACAAUAUAAUACACAGGAAAACACCAUUUUGACUGCACUGGGCCUUUUAACAAGGUUCUGUGUAUCAACUGUAAUACCCCUUGGUUUUCUUUCUGUUGAUGUCAUGGUGUUCCCUCACUACAGGCUACUGUCCUGCUUCAAGGGCUCUCCCCUAACUAGGAAAAUAAUAUCUAUGCCGGUACUGACCGAUGUAGGGCUAUCAGGUGUUUUAUGACAUAAAAAAACCUGGAGGACUUAAUGCCCUGCAUACAUUUCUUACUGCGCUGGGAGAUGAAACACACCUGCACUGGAUGGCCCAAAUGUUUUCGUAAACCUCAUGGCACUGUAGAGAUUGCCAAGAACCCCACCAGCCUUAAAAUACAAUCAAUUCUCCCUGUCAGGCGGCACUAUAUCAAAGCUUCUCCAUGAUGUCCAUAUCCUGCUCCACACUGACUUAGUGACCUGCCAGUACCCCUGUUCUGUUGGCCAGUUCUAGACUUCAGUUAAUCGUUACGUUCAAAAAGCAACGUUUGUUACAGUGAGCGCUAUAUUUUAUAUAUACAGUUCAACAAUGCCAUGUUUUCAAAGCUGUAACAUAUUUCAAUAAAGUACAGUAUUUAUUAA
Messenger RNA from Oncorhynchus kisutch (coho salmon), 4184 nucleotides. RefSeq names its product protein phosphatase targeting COQ7. Bases 400 to 1293 code for a protein of 297 amino acids. Gene Ontology annotation, cellular component: mitochondrion. The transcript is spliced from 6 exons. The record is from RefSeq and is a predicted model, not a curated record. Gene Ontology annotation, biological process: protein dephosphorylation. Lineage: Eukaryota; Metazoa; Chordata; Actinopteri; Salmoniformes; Salmonidae. Gene Ontology annotation, molecular function: protein serine/threonine phosphatase activity.